Messenger RNA from Pestalotiopsis fici W106-1, 813 nucleotides. RefSeq lists its product as uncharacterized. NCBI's taxonomy places the organism in Eukaryota, Fungi, Ascomycota, Sordariomycetes, Amphisphaeriales, Sporocadaceae. The record is from RefSeq and is a predicted model, not a curated record. The transcript has a single exon. Bases 1 to 813 code for a protein of 270 amino acids.
AUGUCUACCACCAUCAUCAACGGUACUGCCACAUCGGCCUUUUGGUCAUGUGUUCCCACCACGUCUACUGCCAUCCAGACAGUAUGGACCACUACAUAUGUGACUGAGCUGGUUGCCGCCUGCCCAACCAGCAUGUGGACGGCCACCUACACCAUCGAGGAAACCUGCACCGGCAACCCGGCCAACUACCUGCCUCCGCCCAUUCCUGCUGGCUUUGUCGUUACCACUGUUACGUGCGACUCUUGCGGACCCUCCUCCGAGAUUGUCAUUACCUGCCCUGGCGCCCAGCCGACUGGCGUGCCUCCCACUGUUGUCAUCCAGGGCAACGGUGUUACUGCUGAUAUCACUCCCACUGUCACUGUUACUGCGGCUGCACCAGGUGGAGGCAAUGGCGGUGCUGGUGGUGCCAACCCAACGGGCGCUCCUGGCGGCAAGGGCAACGGUUCUGGCGCAAACGGAUCUGGCUCGGGUCCCAACGGCUCUGGUGCAAACGGCGGUGGCAACGGAGCAGGCUCCAACCCUGGAUCUUCUGGCUCAGGCUCAGGCUCUGGAUCCUCCAACCCACAAGGCUCGGAUAUGGGUGACAUGGGAUCGGGCAACACUGGCUCCGGCUCCGGCUCUGGUACAGGAUCUUCUGGUCCCAUGGGCAUGAGCGGUGCAAACGCUGCUGGAAACGGUACCAGCAGCAGCGGCAGCAAUGGCACCUCGAGCAGCAUGCCAAUUCCGGUCACUGCCGGCGCCGCAUCCUUCAGGAGUGUCCUUGCUGCUUCUGGCCUGGCAGUGAUCGCCAUUGUGCCACUUCUUGCCUUGUAA